Aspergillus udagawae is the source of this 552-nucleotide messenger RNA. RefSeq names its product ADP-ribosylation factor-like protein. Bases 1 to 552 code for a protein of 183 amino acids. The transcript is spliced from 6 exons. Gene Ontology annotation, cellular component: lysosomal membrane. Gene Ontology annotation, molecular function: GTP binding; GTPase activity. Gene Ontology annotation, biological process: protein transport. The record is from RefSeq and is a predicted model, not a curated record. Lineage: Eukaryota; Fungi; Ascomycota; Eurotiomycetes; Eurotiales; Aspergillaceae.
AUGGCGGGUAUCUUUCGGACGAUCUAUGACUGGCUCCUGAGGAUGUUCUGGGCGACGGAGAUGGAUGUCACGAUGAUCGGACUGCAGAAUGCGGGGAAAUCGUCGCUGUUGCGAGUGCUUGCGGGGGGAGAGUUCACUGUAGACUCGAUUCCAACGAUCGGAUUCAACACGAAACGAGUUCAGAAAGGCCAUGUGACUCUAAAGUGCUGGGAUCUUGGAGGCCAGCCGCGGUUUCGACCAAUGUGGGAGCGAUACUGCCGAGGCGUAAAUGCGAUUGUGUAUAUAGUGGAUGCGGCAGAUCGUGCCGCCCUGCCAGUCGCCACAGAAGAGCUUCACGAGCUGAUGGACAAACCUUCGCUUGAGGGCAUCCCUCUGUUGGUUCUGGGAAACAAGUCCGACCUUCCGGACAAACUGUCGGUUGACGAACUCAUAGACGCGAUGGAUCUCAAGUCCAUCACGCGCCGUGAGGUGAGCUGCUAUGGGAUCAGUGCCAAGGAGGAGACAAACCUCGACGCUGUCUUGCACUGGUUGAUCGCCAGAGCAAGCAGAUGA